Conger conger (European conger) is the source of this 3379-nucleotide messenger RNA. Its product is annotated as charged multivesicular body protein 4b-like. NCBI's taxonomy places the organism in Eukaryota, Metazoa, Chordata, Actinopteri, Anguilliformes, Congridae. The coding region runs from base 184 to 852 and encodes 222 amino acids. The record is from RefSeq and is a predicted model, not a curated record. Gene Ontology annotation, cellular component: multivesicular body; cytoplasmic side of plasma membrane; ESCRT III complex. Gene Ontology annotation, biological process: vesicle budding from membrane; late endosome to vacuole transport via multivesicular body sorting pathway. The transcript is spliced from 5 exons.
AUCAACAACGGAAGCCAGACCAGGGUGACUGCGCAGGGAGUCUGUGGAGAGAAAAUUCUGUAACUUGUUAUUCAGCGCAGGAAAGAAAUAAGGAGCAGAACUCUGAACUCAGUGGCGCCAGGAUAAACACGAGUGGAGCUUAAUUUGGUGGUGGGGGUAUUUCGACGAGUGGCAGCCAUCAGGAUGUCUUUAAUUGGAAAGUUGUUCGGGAGUGGCGGAAAAGGUGGGAAACCCCCGACUACGCAGGAUGCGAUCCAGCGACUCCGGGAAACGGAGGAGAUGUUGGCGAAGAAGCAGGAGUUUCUGGAGAAAAAGAUUAACCAGGAACUCCUCACCGCAAAAAAGAAUGGCACGAAAAACAAACGAGCCGCUCUGCAGGCCCUGAAGAGGAAGAAGCGGUAUGAGAAGCAGCUGCUCCAGAUCGACGGCACGCUCUCCACCAUCGAGUUCCAGCGGGAUGCCCUGGAGAACGCCAACACCAACACCGAAGUGCUGAAGAACAUGGGCAUGGCCGCUGUGGCCAUGAAGCACGCCCACGACCACAUGGACAUUGACAAAGUGGAUGAUUUAAUGCAGGACAUCACAGAGCAGCAGGAGCUGGCCCAGGAGAUCUCUGAUCUCAUCUCCAAGCCUAUCGGAUUCGGAGAGGAGUUCGAUGAGGAUGAGUUGCUGGCUGAGCUGGAGGAGCUGGAACAGGAGGAGUUGGAUAAGAACCUUCUGGAAAUCAGGAGCACAGGGGACAUACCGCUGCCCAAUGUGCCCGACUCAUCGCUACCCUCCCGGCCAGCCAAGCAAGAGGAGGAUGAAGAUGAGAUGAAAGACCUGGAGAAAUGGGCCAUGGAGGCCAUGUAGGCCAGGACUCUAACCCCUGAACCCUCAACCCUCAACCCACAACCUCAGCCUUGAACCCUGAAUCCCCCGAACCCCGAACUGAACCACAAAACCCCAAACCCUCAACCCUCAACCUCAGCCCUGAACCCUGAACCCUGAAUCCCCAACCAUGAACCCCCCUGAACCAAAACCCCAAACCCCUGAACCCCGAACCCUCAACCCUGGCCCCUCUGCCGCUGUCCCCCAGGAGGGAAAGAGAGGGUUUUCAGAGCGUCUGAUGUGGGUGCUCUUUGUGUCUGGGUUGCGGGUUAAAUUUUAUAGGUCCUUGACACAUCCAUGGCCUUGCAUACAAACCUAAAGCUUUGAUCAUUAUCAUACUUACAUCUUAGGCAGCUGUUGCUAUGUCCGUACAUGUUGCCUGUAGGAUUACUGUGGCUCCAUAUGAGACAGACUGACAGAAUACCUCCCUGCCCAAUGCCAGAGGGUCUUGUCAUCGGGUCUGCUCACGCAGACCAGAGCUGUUGAGGCUGUGCUUUCAUCAUGUAAUGGUAGAAUGCAGACCGAUAUAUUUGCCGUUAAUUGUACUGGCUUCUGAGAAUCGAAGAUUUUGCUUUUCGAUCAACAUUUAUCUUGCUUUGCGUUGUUCUGCACCAUGUCUCACAACACUUCCAUUUGGCUUGUUUUUCCUCAUUUAUCUUCCAAAAUGUGUUUAGUUUUCCUUCCUCUGACCAAGGGAAAGACUGUAUGAUGAAUGAGUGACUACAGCACUGCUGUAUGUUUUAAUAUGGAUUCCCUUUAGUUCCUGUUGGGCACGUCAGAAUGGCCUUCCCGUGUUCCAUUUUAACACUCCCAGAAUGCACUUUGCUUUGCCUGUGUGCCUGGCAUUCUCAGUGUCGUUUGCAGGUUGAAUCCUGGCGUUUGGGUGCCUGUGAUCUCCCGUUCAGUUCCCAACACCACAUCACACUCCUGAGUCUCCUCCCUGAGACCAUCUUCCCAGGAAUCCUGGGCUUGGUGUCCACCUCCUCUGAGGAAUGAACAGGCUUUCUUAACCUCUGUGCUUCCUUUCCCGGAGGAACUGAGGAAACGAUUAUCCGGCACGUGGAGUGUGCUUGGUCUUCUGAGUGCCAGUGUGAAGCCACGUCAGUCACAGACGUGGCAGUUGGGGAGAGAGAGAGCCCCAGGUUGAUCAUUCAUACCUCACAGUCAGAAGAAGUACGUCUGCACAGGAGGUCCUGUGUUUCCUUGGUCACCAAUCCUCCCUCCUAGCUCCUUCAGGGAACGUUUAACAGGUUGGAAAGAUGGUGGAUGGUAAAGAUGGUGCAGGGAGGUAGUCAGGCUUUAUUUUUUUUUUAACUUUUUUUUAUUCCUUUCUUUCCUCUCAGGUUUGUUCGUUGGGGUUUUUCGGUUCACAUUUAUAAUUUGCCGUUUUCUGUGUGUGUGUGUGAGAGAGUGUGAGAGAGUGUGAGAGAGUGUGUGAGAGUGUGUGAGAGUGUGUGAGAGUGUGUGAGAGUGUGUGAGAGUGUGUGAGAGUGUGUGAGAGUGAGUUUGCAUCUGUGUGUCUGUGUAAGUGUUUGUGUGUGUGUUACUACGUUUUCUGGCCAGGGAUGACUAUAGGUUGUUAGGGUCACAGGGUGCCUAAGCUUGGUGGUGCCCUCGUCUCAUUGGGUGUUCAACAUCCAAUGAGAGCUGUGGUUCUGUGAGGGGUAAGAUGGGCUUUAUUCCUGCAGUGUGCUGAGGCAAGAUUGUUUUCAUUUUCUUUGCUGAAUUGCAAAUGUAACCGUUCUAAAAUGCUGCUGUUUUCUGAGAUUAUAUUUGUAACUUUAAUCUUAGACCAGUAGCCUUUCUCAUCUGGCUGGUUUCACUGAUACACACACACACGCACACACACACACACAUGAAGAUCUUGUGUAAAACACUUUUUUUUUUACAUUCUGCAUUGUUUUUCAGUUUGUCAUUUCAUAACCUGUAGUGGAUAUUUUAUUGUCUUGUGUUUGUUUGAUCCCCAUUGGCUCUCGAUACAUCACAUGCUAGCCUUGUUUCUAUGGUGGCUCUGAGCAACAUAAUUAUCACAUUACUGGGCUCUUGCUUCAACUCUAAAGCACUUCUCUGUUUAUACUGUAUUGGGAGGUAAUGAAAAGUGUUCAGGGUCAUGCUGAAAGAAAAUAGCUGAAUCGGGUCCUGCUCUCCCUGCCUGUUCUCUCUCUCUACCUGAUACGUUUAAUUCAUCAUAUGGAUGUUCUGCUGCUUCGGAAAAAGGCUUUUUAAAAUUUUAUAAAUGAAAAGAGAGAAACCUGGCUGUAUAAACUACAGAACCCAAGUGAGCAAGGUUAAUAUCCACUGUUUCAUUCAGUCUGGUCCAGACAGGACAGCCUCUCAAGCUGUGCAGAUAAAACUUAAUUUACAGACAUGCUGUGCGUUUUCUACAUAGGACCAUAAUUGUACAUUGUAUUUUGCAAAAUGUAACACGCUGUGGCAUGUAUGCACUUGUACGUUUUUCAUUAUUCAGACGAAACUAUUAUUUGAAUGAACAUUAAACUUGUUGAUCAUU